Molecule: messenger RNA, 2055 nt
Organism: Hyla sarda
Lineage: Eukaryota; Metazoa; Chordata; Amphibia; Anura; Hylidae
Product: arylsulfatase D-like
Exons: 11
Coding region: 179-1933 (584 amino acids)
Molecular function (GO): arylsulfatase activity
Source: RefSeq, a predicted model, not a curated record
UUUAUGUGUUCAUUUGAUUGCUGUGAUGUUCUGCAUUGAUUUGCACUGUUCUAUAAUGUUUUCUGCUACUUUAUUCUGUUUGUAAUGUUGAAAUUGUUCUGUACCAGGAAUGGCUGUGAGCAGUGAGGGGUUACCACACACAAAUGCACACCGAUGGACCCCUUUAGAGGGGUAAGAAAUGGAUUUAACAAGAAGGCACGGGAUUUUUCUAGUUAUCUUACAUUUAGCUGGUGACACACUUGGAAUGGCAUCAGACCGUAAACCCAACUUUGUUCUAAUGAUUGCUGAUGAUCUUGGCAUUGGAGAUAUUGGAUGUUAUGGAAAUGACACAAUAAGGACGCCCAAUAUUGACAGACUCGCAAGUGAUGGAGUGAAAUUAACCCAGCACAUUGCAGCAGCACCGCUAUGUACACCAAGCAGGGCUGCUUUUAUGACAGGACGGUAUGCGCUAAGGUCUGGUAUGGAUUCGUGUGGAGGAGAUCGUGUUAUAAAGUGGCUUGGUGCACCUGGUGGACUCCCCCCUAAUGAAACUACAUUCGCCUCAAUUCUGCAGAAACAAGGCUAUUCUACUGGAUUUAUAGGCAAAUGGCAUCUUGGGUUGAAUUGUGAGUCCCUCAAUGAUUUUUGCCACCAUCCUCUUAGCCACGGCUUUGAUUAUUUCUAUGGGGCACCAUUUACUCUCAUCAACGAGUGUCAGCCUGGAGGGUUACUGGAAAUGGAUGUCGCUUAUCGAGCACAACUUACCCUUCUAACUCAGCUCAUGGCUUUGGCGGUGAUGACACUAGCGAUUGUCAGAUACAGUAAUAUGCUCACCAUCCACCGGAAUGUCAUUGUCUACAGUGCUCUGUUUACCAUUUUAUUUUUCAUCACGUGGUACUUAAAAUAUGGAUUUCUACAGUAUUGGAACUGUAUAAUUAUGAGAAAUCAUGAAAUCAUUGAGCAACCAAUGAAAGUGGAAAGAACUGCAUCGCAGAUGGUGAGGGAGGUGCAACAAUUCAUUAACAGAAAUACGAAAGCCCCUUUUCUGCUCAUCGUUUCAUUUCUCCAUGUUCACACCCCACUUGUUACCACAAAAGCAUUUACUGGAAAAAGCAAGCAUGGGCUUUAUGGGGAUAAUGUUGAAGAAAUGGACUUCAUGGUAGGUUCAGUAGUGAAUGCUAUUGAUAAUAAUGGAUUAAAGAACAACACAAUCAUCUAUUUUGCCUCUGACCAUGGAGGACAUUUAGAGGUUAAAGAUGGGAAAUUCCAAAUCGGAGGAUGGAAUGGGAUGUAUAGAGGUGGAAAAGGUAUGGCCGGCUGGGAAGGUGGUAUCCGAGUUCCAGGGAUAUUCCGGUGGCCGGGCAUCAUUCCUUCUAAUGAGAUCAUUGAAGAACCCACAAGUCUAAUGGAUAUCUAUCCAACGGUGGUCUACUUGGGUGGUGGUGAUUUGCCCAAAGACAGAAUAAUUGAUGGAAGGAACCUAAUGCCUCUACUCACAAAGAGCACUCGUCACUCUGAACAUGAGUUUCUGUUCCAUUACUGUGGAAUUCAUCUACACGCAGUCCGUUGGCAUGAAAAAGAGAGUGGCGCUAUUUGGAAAGCUCACUUUGUGACUCCAGUCUUUUCCCCAGAAGAUGCAGUGGGUUGUUAUAAUAUUUUAAUUUGUGCCUGUGAAGGAGACAAUGUUCUUCACCAUGAUCCUCCAUUGUUAUUUGAAUUAUCAGCUGAUCCUUCAGAAUCCAACCCUCUUGACCCCUAUGUAGACCCACAAUAUAUGAUUGUACUGGACAGAAUAAACAUGGCGGUGACAGAACAUCAGAAAACUAUCGGUGUGGUGCCUCUACAGUUCUCAUUCCUCAAUAAUCUUUGGCGACCCUGGUUACAGCCAUGCUGCGGGACAUUUCCAUUCUGUUGGUGCGAUAAGGAAGACAGCAAUGUAUCAGGAAUUCUCUGAUGACUUCUGCACCCAAAUUUGGAGAUCUUGUGUGGAAAUCUUUGAAAUACUCUCUUGGUUUUAUUACAUGACAUAGAUUUUUAAGCAGUUGGCUGGAUAUAUUACUAAUUAAAUGUUUUUUU